Cylindrotheca closterium is the source of this 1020-nucleotide messenger RNA. NCBI's taxonomy places the organism in Eukaryota, Bacillariophyta, Bacillariophyceae, Bacillariales, Bacillariaceae. The record is from the annotation of a GenBank genome assembly.
AUGGCAAAAGCAAGAUUACAAGAGGGAAAUGCCUAUUAUCACGGUGAACAUCAGUGUCAAGCUCAGUAUGGAAGCGGUACGAAAAAGGGACAGGCAUGCUGCAACAAAGCAUACCAUCAAAUUGGCAGCGGCGAGUUACGUUGCGGUACCCACUCUAACAAGUCCCAUCGCACUGAUUUGCCCAAGAAUCCCAAUGCAGCUGCCAUUAAAGAGCAAUUGUGUAAGCACCGCCAGAAACUGUGUGAGACUGUAGCGGCCAAGAACCAGGCCCAACAGAAAAAAGGGCACGUUCGUUGUGACAAACUGCGCAGAAUGAAAGCCCCGCCCCACAUUGACGGCUACCUCAAAGUCUUCCCCAACUUUUUGCAUGACAAUAGGAAGGACGGAUUUGGAUGUAAGUCUUUGUCCCCUAUGUUCUUGGGGCCAAUCGUCCAUCGCCAACCUGGCCUGCCGCCUUCGAAAAACUUGGAAAACUUUCAUCAGGGAUCCAAGGUGUUCAAAUGCGAAUUGUUACCGGAUGGUACAAUAGGCCCAAAGUUUUAUCAGAAUCAAAGAGCCAGCUUUGAAGACGAGACCCCGCACCGGCACAAGCAGAACAUUCCCAAGUUAUUUCACGGUACUCGCAACAAAUGUCAUGGCUGGGUCUGGAAGCGGUCGAAUGGGAAAGAAGUAGUACUGAAGUACAUUGCCUGUCGCCAAUUCUAUUGCCAUUUCUAUGAGCACUUGGCAAGUCAGCAGGAAAAUUACCAAAAGCUGUGCUCGUUGCGUGACAAGGGAUACAAUCUCUUGAUUUUGGGGUACGAUGGCAAGGAUACCGAUGCCACACCGAACAACAACCGAGUCGUGGCAGAGAAACUCGAAGAGGCAUACUUGGACCCAUCGAGCCCCUUUGGACACGAAAUGGUUUUAUUGACAUUACUAACGGUCGAUGAUCCUGCAAAGUAUCCUUGGAGAAUUCACAAGAGUGAAGAGUUUUGUGUUGAAGACGAAGAAACGACGAAACAAGCAGCCUCAUCCUGA